AUGGCGCUCCGCCGGUGGAAGCCUUUCUUCCCGGCGUUCGGCGCCAUCGACACCGCCAUCGAGGCCGCCACCGAGGGCUGUUCCCGGGACAAGUACCGCCAAGUGAGGAGCGACCUCGUGGAGAUGCUCUGCGACUGCGAUGCCGCGGGCAGCGACGACGACGUUCGAGCGGAGGGGCUCUGCCGGCUGCUCGACAGGGCCAUGGCCGAGGCGCUUCUGACGCUGCGGGCGGUCCCGGUCCCGGUGACGCCGACCAUGCUGGCGGCCACCGACGUCGCCAAGGCCGUCAGUGGCUUGCUGAGGCACGAGGCCGGAUGGGUGCGCGCCCUCGCGCGCGGCAUCUUGGCCCAGUGGAGUUCGUCGAUCGAAGCCGAAGCCGAAGGCGCCGCCUUGGACACGCUGUUGCAGAUAUUGUGUGAGCACGAGGUGGCCGCUCCAGUCACCGGAGGAUGCGUCAGCAGCGGCGGCCCUGAGAUGAUAGUUCUUCAAGCAGAUAGUAUCAAGCAAGCCGCCAAGAUCUCAGACCUGGAGUGCCCCAAGAAGAUGCCUCCUGGCGUUUCCAUUGCAGGCAGCGAUCGCGUCAGGAACGAGCAGACAGGGGAUGCGAAGCGCAAGCACCCAGGGCCAGGAGCAGGAGGCUGCUACCGAGAAGCUGAUGACGUGAAGCGGCAACGCAAGGUCCCUGAGAUGGUCGAGCACAGGCCGAGGGAGAUGGAGCCGGCCAUGAAGAGUAGAAGCCGAGUUAGCAGCUGGAGAUCGACGGACGAGAGGCACUUCUCGACGUCGACGCGUCAUAGGAGGGUUUAG
This is a messenger RNA of Miscanthus lutarioriparius, 807 nucleotides long. The record is from the annotation of a GenBank genome assembly. NCBI's taxonomy places the organism in Eukaryota, Viridiplantae, Streptophyta, Magnoliopsida, Poales, Poaceae.